CACUAACCCGGGUUCAAAGACCCGCUAUCUGUUUCUCUCUCUAGAAACAAAAAACGAAAGACUUUGCUGCUGCGAGGUUGUAAACCUCUCUCUCUCACACACACACAUACUCACUUACAUUGCACACUUCACAAAUUACACCACCCAAAGAGAGGCUCUUCCUUUCUCCUUCAAUUAACCCGCCAAAAGGUCUCUCGAGGAUAUUUAUACUGAUUCAGUCUACUCUAAAAGGAGUAGAAUUCACAUUGAAUUUCUUCAAACGGCGUCGUUUUUGUUGCUUAGGGUUUGAUGAUGGAUUCUACCGUUGAGAUUCAACCGGAGAUCAGAUCUGACGGUGUGGGAGAGAAGAGGAAGGUUGAUGAGGUGGAAUUGGAAGGAACGGUUUCGAAGAAGGCGAGGGGUAAUGUGAUUGGGAAUACAAAGAAGGUUGCUGAAAUGGUGCUUGUACUUGCUGCUAUGGGGAAGAUAAGAGGAGGUAAGGUUCCUACUGCUGCCGAGAAGGAAAUGAUGGCAGAGGCAAGGGAAAAAUUGGCUGAGGUAUGCCAAAAUUUUGCGCCCAAAGAUGUGUUUCCGAGAGAUGCUUUUGGUGCUGUCAUUGAGGAUCUUGGUCUUAAUAAGUUGAAGGAACAAAGGCUAGGGUUUCGCCCUCCCAAAAUGUCCAUUGCUGAGAAGUUAUUGAUAGCCAAAGAAAAGUUGGAAAGAACUGAGGAAUUUUCUGUACCCGCUGCCGCGUAUGCAUCUCAACGGUCUCAAGCCAAUAUGGCUACACCAAUUGAAAACCGUGGUCCAUCACAUGUUCGUAAGUUUCCUCCUGACAAAGCAAGUCAUGUGGUAAAUCCCUCCGGAAUCUUCCAACCUGUACCUUUGGUUCAUGGAACUCCGGCAAGUUCUGCGCCAUUACCUUAUCAGCUGCCUACCAGUGAGGUCAGGCCAGUAAGUUCUAGUGGAGUGGUCUCUGGUAAUCCAGUUAGGGAUUCUUCUCUCGUUGCAUUGCCCAGAGUUGAAAGGACAAAUCUCAGAAUGGAUGGACGACCAAAUGGAUCUUCCCAUAUGUUGCAAGUUCAAGCAACUUCUGGAGAUCACUCAGCUGUUAGAACUCCAACCUGGUCGGUGCAUCCUGCGUCAGUUCCAGCAGCUAAACGUGGACCAGAUAACAGGGUGACAGCACAGACUACUGUUAAAGUUGAGGGAGGAGCUAAUGUCAAAUCAGGUAUGGCACCACAAAUGACAGCAUCUAGGCCAUUUAUCACUCAGACCACAGCUGGAAAUCCACCAACUACACACCCACAUUUACAAGGGAGGAGCUUUGUCCAGUCUCCUCCUUUGAGCAAUACUCAUGCUGAAAUUGGCAAGAUUGUUCAGAAGUUUGUACAACCACGCUUCUCUCAGCGGCUUGCCUGGACUUCGCCAUCUCGCGAUUAUAUGAGUAAGUAUUUGAGUUGCGAAAUGUGCACGUCAACGAUAAAUGAGGUUGAUAAUGUUCUGGUUUGUGAUGCUUGUGAGAAAGGGUAUCACUUAAAAUGUCUCCAGAAGACACAUCAAAAAGGAGUUCCUAGAGGGGAAUGGCAUUGUGGAAGGUGCUUGUCGAUGACCAAUGGAAAACCCCUGCCUCCUAAAUAUGGUCGUGUUAUGAGGAAUAUCAAUGCCUCUAAAAUAUCUACAAUUGCAUCAGCUGUUCAAUCAUCACCUGAUAAAAGAGCUUCUGGUCUAGAUGAGAAGGUCAUUCAACAGAAGAUAAUAGCAAAUGGAAAGGUUCCUUUGAAGAACGCUCCUCCUGUUACUAUGGUAAAUAACGAUAGGAAUCUACCAUCUGAGUCAAAGAUGGAAAAUGACAAAGAAAUGGGAGGAAAUAUUAUCGUGUCGGGUAAAGAAAAUAUGGCGAGUAAAGAUUUCAUGAUAUCCUGUUCAAAUAAUCAGACAGUAUCUUCUGGUGGUCAGCAUCUUUCUGCGUCUGCUGGUUCAUCAGUUGAUAGAUCUUGUGAUGAGAAAGUGGUUGAGUUGAAACCUGAGGCUCCUGUAAAACUUGAAACAGUUUGCCGUUCAUCGGAUCCCUCACAAGCUCUUAAUCACCUGCAAACAAAUGACCAUGCAGCAGUGGUAAACACAGCUGAGAUGCCAUCAAAGCAGUUUCAUGAAACCCAACCCCUGGCCAGCGAUGGUAGGGGAUCCAGUGCUAGAGGAAAUGUAGGUAGCAGUUCAAGUAAUGAAUCUAAAAAAGAAGAGCAAGCUGUUAAACAAAUUAAUCAGGCUGAAACUGCCACCAGUGUGGAUGCUGAGUGUAGUAGCUCAUCAUCGGAUCAUGUUCAAAAUGUUGAUUGGAUCGGGAAUGUUCUUCAAGUUGCAGAUGACAAGUAUUAUUAUCAAUCUUGCCGCAUUAAUGGAUUCAUAUAUAGUGUUCAGGACUAUGCUCUAAUCCGUUUUGAGAAUGAGAGAUUGAUUCCUUCAAAGCUUCUGGCUAUGUGGGAGGACAAAAAAGCGGGAACAAAGUGGGUUACUGUCAAUCAAUGUUACUUUGCACGUGAAUUACCACAGUCUGUAGGCCGCCCAUGCUUGGAGAACAAUAAUGAGGUUUAUCUAUCUACUUAUAGUAGCAUAGUAAUGGCCGGCUUGAUACAAGGUCCGUGUGAAGUACAUCCUCCGCGAAAGUUUACUGAAGAAAGUGAGAGGAGAGCUCGCCUAGCAAAAGGGUCUACUGAUGUAUCACGGCCUCUUUACAUAUGCAAAUGGAUUUAUGAUGAAUCAAAAGGGCUAUUUCGUGAUGUCUCUUGUUGAUAGGGGUCAGAUUAAAAUUGUCUGUCUAUUGCAACUGCUAUUGGCUGGUGGCUUUUAUCAGCUUGUUGCAGCACUGGCCCCUUGACAUUUGUGGAGGAAAUCCCAGAUGGUGUACAUUAUUUAGCUUUAGGUCCGAUCUGUAUCAUUCUUCCAGUAGUUAUUUAUGUCCUGUCCCUCCAGUUUCUUUUUCUUUCUAAGUUUGUUAGAUUAUAGCAAUCUCAAGAGGUGCGAAACCUAUCCUUUUAUAUGUCGUAACUGCCAUUCCAAGAGAGCAGUAGGUUGAAUAUCAUUCGUUCAGCAAAGUAUGAAAUAAAACUGUCCUUGCUUUUGACA
Messenger RNA from Lycium ferocissimum, 3105 nucleotides. RefSeq lists its product as uncharacterized. NCBI's taxonomy places the organism in Eukaryota, Viridiplantae, Streptophyta, Magnoliopsida, Solanales, Solanaceae. The coding region runs from base 289 to 2772 and encodes 827 amino acids. Gene Ontology annotation, molecular function: chromatin binding. The record is from RefSeq and is a predicted model, not a curated record. The transcript has 9 exons.